Daucus carota subsp. sativus is the source of this 1100-nucleotide messenger RNA. RefSeq lists its product as uncharacterized. Lineage: Eukaryota; Viridiplantae; Streptophyta; Magnoliopsida; Apiales; Apiaceae. Bases 189 to 746 code for a protein of 185 amino acids. The record is from RefSeq and is a predicted model, not a curated record. The transcript is spliced from 3 exons.
GAACAGUACAUUUAAUAAUAUUAUUAAAUCCACCGUCUUGAAGUGAUUGGAGAUUGAUCUCACUGUAUCUCUACUCUGUACAUCCAAAUCUGAGUCCUCUUAAGUCAGAAACUUCCUUUUGCGCAUCAAAGACGUGCAGUAUAACUUAGAACUUAGCUGCUCAAAACAAAUCUUCGAGAUCGAUCGAAAUGAAGAACGAAGAUGCACUCCCAGUAUCAGAACCGACGUCGUUCCACUCAACAACAGCACUCACUUCAUCGAUUGCUAAAAAAGAAAGUUCAGUCAGCUCCGGCUUAUUUGACAGAGGGCGUUACAAGUUUUGGGCGUUGGCAGCCAUUUUGCUUCUUGCAUUCUGGUCAAUGUUCACUGGCACUGUUACUCUCCGUUGGUCCACUGCCACUGGCAAUCUCAAUCGCUUUUCUGACGAUUUUCAAUCUCCUCUUCAUCACGAUCUCGAUGUUCUCGAAAUGGAGGAGAGGGAGAAAUUGGUGAAUCACAUGUGGGACUUGUACACUAAUAACCGUCGGAUUAAAAUUCCGAGAUUCUGGCAGGAUGCUUUUGAAGCUGGAUAUGAGGAUUUGAUUAGUGAUGUUGUACAAGUGAGAGAAGCUGCUAUCUCUCAGAUAGCUAAGAUGUCGAUGCACUCCAUUCAUCUGGAUCUCAUUCAACCUAGUACACAAAAAUUGAAUCUGAAGAAGGGAGUUAAAGAAGCUGAAGCUGGAAACUCAGCCGGGAGUACACAAUAGAGUUGUUGAAAUUCAAAAACAUAUACCAGAAAAUGGCGUAGUUUUAUACAUGUUAAAUCCAUUUAUAUUGAUCAGGUGCUGUCCAAUACGAGUGAAAGGUUUGGGAUUGAAUGUUGUUCCCUUGCCUUCUCGCAACCAGGGACAAUCAAUGUAUUCUUUUCGGUUCUCAUUUCUUAUACCUUCUAAUGUCGCAACAUCAGACUGGAUGGUAAAAAGUGAGUAAAUGGUUUACUAAUUUGGAGAGAAUUUAGAAAUCUAUAUGUAUUUCUCUUGUUAUUUGAUUAAGUUAUGUAAUUCUCUUGUUAUUGGUCGAAGGGGAUGCAUAAAUAUAUAUACCAGGAUAUGUUAUUGUUA